AGUACGGGUAGCGAGUCUAGUUAAGUUGUGAUGAAUCAAGAUGGCUGACAAGAAGGGAAAACCGAGCGCAAAUGGCAGCGCAAAACCGUCUGCAAAAGGGCCGUCUAACGACCAGAUUGUCGCUAAAUUUAACCAGCUAAGGCAGGAGCAGAGAGCGCUGAUGAGCAAGAUUGCUGAACUCGAAGGGGAUCAGAACGAACACCGACUUGUCAUUGAAACACUGAAAGAGGCCGACGCUGACAGAAAAUGCUUCCGUCUGGUGGGUGGAGUCUUGGUGGAGCGGACAGUGGGGGAGGUAGCGCCGGCACUGCAACAUAACAAGGAUCAGCUUGCGAAACUGUGUGAAGCCUUGACAAAGCAAGUGGAAGCAAAGGGCAAAGAGAUCAACGAGUACAGAGAGAAGCACAACAUUAGAGUCAAGGGAGAGCGCCCGAGCCAAGCACAAGAGGCCAAAGACAAAGCAAAUACACAGGGAGUGCUGGUCACAUCAGGAACAUAAUCCAAAUAUCCAUGUUCCGGGGGAUGAUGAACUGGUUUGCAACUGGCCCCUCACCAUGCAUGGUCGGAGGAGACUGAUGGCCAAAUUGCACUUUGUUUUAAGAUGAACUAAUUGUUAUCCAUGUCCCAGGCAAUAUUUGUUUAAAGCAACUGGCCCCAUACUGAGCACAGAUGUAACACCACCAGGUAUAAUAGGACACAUGCACACAGUAUUUAUAGUACAUGUAUCCUAUAAUCGUGAUGGCUUAUUUAUCCAUGUUCCGGGAAAACAACACCAGUACUGUUGUUUCAAGAAAUGACUAACAAAGUAAGACUGCAAUGAAUGACCUAAAAUGAAAGUGACUCUGAUGGAACCGCAAUUGAUGCCGAUACUGGCAAAUGAUACCUGCGUCUUCAUCUUGAAGUCUUGGACCCAGAAUGUAGGCCCUGGAUCCUAUUGUGUUCGUGGCCGUUUCGGGCAAUGAUCGCACAGGAGAAAGAACAGUUGUUUGAUUUGUCGAAUUUUGCGAAUGAAAAAGCUUAACCUGAGUUAGCAGUUCUUAGAUCCAAUGAAGUUGGCCCAUUGGCCAAACGACCGAGAACGGCUAGUCUUGGCCCAAAACUGGAUUCGGAUUUUAUUCCCCUUAUACAGCCGGUCCGUGACAAGUGAGGUUGCUAUCAAUGGGAAAAAAACUUGAAUCAAAUCCAGUCUUGACAAUAUCGGCAGCGCUUCCCGGGAAAUUCCGAGCAUACAAUAGGCGUACUGUACAACUGUAUUUUAGCUACAGCUAAUGCAUGCGUGUGAGGUGUGCUCGGAAUUUCCCGGGAAGCGCUGCCAAUAUUGCCAGGACUGGAUUUGAUUCAUCUUGUUGAUAGAGACAGCAGCAAGCACCUCUUUACCGUGGGGGCUGCAAAAGAGGUGAAUAAAAGCUUGAAACUAGUCUUCGACCAAGACUAUAGAAUGGCGGGACAAUGGACUCCAUGCAUGAACAUAGAGGGCGCUUUGUGACAACAUAUGAAAGACGCAGCGGGAGGGGCACACUGCGUGCAUGUAAUUGUUCGUGCACCUGUGGCGCGAUUAAUUUCAUUCUGAAUGGGCACAAAUCUCAUAGCGUCUUCGCGUGAGCGUCGGGCAUCGGCAGCUCUCUCUCCCAGUGGUCUCCCCCAACUUUCCCUCGGUAACCGUUGAGGGGGGGUACAGUACUUGUGCACAGAGUCCAGAAAGCUGAAGCACCUUGUAUCAAUUAUCCAGAAGAAUUUCAUUCGACCCGAUCUGUCGGUGACCUGCUGUCACUUUCAUGCAUUAUGGGCGCCCUUUCACCUAGCAACGACGUCCCAUGGGCAGGACACAUACAUUUCGCUGGUUGACUCGGCGCACCGUUCCUUGUGUGUGACAUACUUACACCAGGGGAUUUGUACUAUGUACACGCAGUGGCCGUGCUUCGCGGCAAAAUAUUGCAGUCAGACAAGAUGGCGUCGUUCAGUCACCCCUAACUGUACUUUCUUUGCCGGUGAGGGGGUACUUGUGAACGGAGCAGAUGCAAGGCCACCUAAUGGCCUUUUCACACUAGAGCCUUUCAACCUGGGUUGAACUCAACCCUGGGCGAGCCCUGUGCCGCCCCGGGUUGAUUUUUCAACCCCGGGUUUACUGCUGUUUGUUUCACACUUGUUUUGUGGAAACGAAACUUAUUUAGCUCGGUUGCUGUUUUAAACCCUGGCAAGUGUUUCAACCUGAGUUGAAAAAUCUCAACUCUGGUCUGGAGCAGGGUUGAGUUUAACCCGGGGCGAAAUCAAUUUCAAGGUUGACGCGGGGUUGGCGCGGGAUUUACAGUUUUCAAGUGUGAAUCACCACAUGUUUUCAACCUGUGUCAACCCGAGAUUUGUCCAGUAUGAAAAGGCCUUAUGUGUCACCCCUGAUGGUAGGUUUUAGUUGUAAUGAUGCCGGACCACUCUUGCUCUAUUAACUACGAUCCUCAUUGAGUUUCUUCUGCAAAUACCCCCUUUUAGUCAAAUGGCUCAUGGUUGUUAUUGUCAUUCUGCAAAUGUUACAUGGCGCUUGUUGUGUGAAAACUUUGUACAAUUUCUUAAUUAUUAAGGAUACUUGUUUAACUUAAACUUGCUAGUGGGAAUAUUUAACAAAUGUAUAUUGUUGAAUAUUCAUUCUUGUGGCGUGUGAAUUGUUUUGCAGUUUUCUGUUUGAAUGAAAAUAAAGUAGAUAGCUAAGUACUUAAAAAGUGCAGGCCUUUUUUUU
Patiria miniata (bat star) is the source of this 2728-nucleotide messenger RNA. RefSeq names its product prefoldin subunit 2-like. Gene Ontology annotation, biological process: protein folding. The record is from RefSeq and is a predicted model, not a curated record. Gene Ontology annotation, molecular function: protein folding chaperone. Lineage: Eukaryota; Metazoa; Echinodermata; Asteroidea; Valvatida; Asterinidae. Gene Ontology annotation, cellular component: prefoldin complex; cytoplasm.